GCUGAAGGCUGCUGUGCUGACAGACUGAACACCUGGUCUUCAUAAUCUGCACAGAAGCCCUGAGAGCUGGACGGCUGCUCUGAGGAUCACUGAAUCACUGACAUACUGUACAACAGUGAGCGCUUGGCUGCCAGCUCUUUCUAACAGCUGAGUUGAAUGGAGGAAUCUGAGCUGCUGCUGGGUGCAAGGUCGGGGGAGAGGAGGUUGACCGACCACUGCAGAUGGAGCGCUCACGCCCUGGAGCCAAAGGAGGUGGAGGAUUUCAGACGGAGGCUCAAGUACUUCUUUAUGAACCCGUGCGAGAAGUACAGAGCCAGGGGCCGAAAACCAUGGAAACUGAUGUUACAGAUAUUAAAAAUUGCAAUCAUCACGGUCCAGUUAGUCUCUUUUGGCCUGAGCAACGAAAUGAUGGUCACGUUCAAAGAGGAAAAUCUGAUGACGUUCAGGCAUCUUUUCCUCAAAGGACACAAGGAACACUGGGAAGGAAGCUAUUCCCUGUACACAAAAACAGAUCUGUAUGAUCACAUCCAAUACCUCAUCAACAGGUACACCAAUCUCCAGAACCUGACAAUAGGUAAUCUUGCAUAUGAGAGGGUCGAUAGCCAGUACACGCCCCUGUCCAUCUGUCAAGUGCUUUACAGAAACAGCAGCAUUGAUCCUGGGAACGACACCUUCGACAUUGAUCCACAUAUUGAAAAAGAUUGUAUUUCCAUAUACCCUGAAAAGUCAGUGGACAGCAGUAGUUGGGCAACAGAUGCCAACUUCUCUUUACACUUCAAAAGGCUGCUAUCAGUAAACAUCUACCUCACUCUGAAAACCAUCAAUCUGCAGACUGUGCGGCACCACGAGCUACCAGAUUGUUAUGACUUCCAUAUACUUAUAACAUUUGAUAAUCAUGCACAGAGCGGAAAGAUAAAUGUUGACAUCAAAAAUGAAGUCAGGAUUUAUGAAUGCAGAGACUGGAACGUGGAAGGCAAGUCUGGGAAGACCGAUUAUCUCAUCUUGUCAUUUGAUUCCGUGGUCAUCCUCGCCUGCCUCACCUCUCUCAUCCUCUGUACGAGAUCCGUCCUAAAUGGCAUCCAACUCCAGUUUGAGUACAAUGUUUUCUCCCAUGUCUACUUCAACAAAAUCGUGACUUGGUCAGACCGUAUGGAGUUUGUAAAUGGAUGGUAUAUCCUUAUCAUCGUCAGCGACACACUGACCAUUGCAGGGUCAGUGCUGAAAAUCGGAAUACAGACAAAGUUCCUGACCAAUUAUGAUGUUUGCAGCAUCUUGUUGGGAACAGCCACAAUGCUUGUCUGGGUUGGUGUUGUUCGUUACCUUGGUUUCUUCAAAAAAUAUAAUAUUUUAAUCCUAACUUUGAGCGCAGCGUUUCCAAAUGUGAUCCGUUUCAGCUGUUGUGCUGCCAUGAUCUACCUUGGAUACUGUUUCUGCGGCUGGAUCGUUCUUGGACCUUAUCACGACAAGUUCCGAACACUUGACAAGGUGACAGAGUGCCUCUUCUCUCUCAUCAAUGGGGAUGAUAUGUACGCCACCUUCCUGAAGAUGAGAAACAAGAACUACAUGGUGUGGCUUUUCAGUAGACUCUACCUCUACACCUUCAUCUCCCUCUUCAUCUACAUGGUGCUCAGUCUGUUCAUCGGUCUCAUCACUGACACCUACGAAACCAUCAAACAUCAACAGAAAGACAAAGAACCAGUGUCCCAACUUCAGGCCUUCAUAGCAGAGUGCAGGGACCAGCCUGAGUCUGGAAGAUACCAGAUUGAUGAAGACACUUCAAAGUGCUGUGCAUCUCCAUGUGGUUGCUUUGGAUGAGAUGAAAAGAUGUAGUGUGAUCUGCAUGUGAGCGAACAUGGCCUCAUGUGACUGUGAAAUGGCCUACAGAGUAACAAUAAUCUGUAUGCAGGCUUUGUUUAUCUUACUGAGUGGUUCUGGGGUAUCUUCUUAUUCAAGAAAGAGCAUUUCUGCUUCAGUUUUACUUAACUUGAAGAAAACUGUAAGUUAACUUGAAGAAAACGAAUAAGUUAACCCUUUCUGGCCACACAGGGGUAGCAUAUCACAAGAACAUCGAUUUGUUAGCUCCUGGUGUAUGAUCGAAGACUUUAUUUUAAAAAAAGAAAAGAAAAAACUGGACAAACCUUCUGUAACAUCACCCGUAGGUUUUCUGAAAAGUGCUUUUGAAGUAUCUUUUUCAUUUCUCUGCAAUUUGCCAUUGUGGUAGGAACUGAUGCCGCCCCGAUCCAGGUUAACCCAUUACGCACAUCCUAUUUUCAAUGUCCAUCUGCUUCUCUGCUUCAUUAGCUCUUCCAUCUGGAGUGGAACGGGUUAAUCCAAAAAUUGGUGGACCUAGGUGUGGAAGCAGGCUGGAAUAAACUCAGCUCAGCUCAGUUACCAAACGUGCAAGCUCAUGAUAAUGACAUAUUACUUUACAUUCAUUCUGAUCAAAUCUGUCCAAAGGUCAUUAUUUUAGAUGUUACUACCCAAACAACAUCCGAAAUAAGUGCUGCAAGAGCUGAAAUGAGGACUAGUGACGCUUUGCUGGGAGACACACUUGUGUGCUAGUCCAAUCACUAGCUGGCUGCGAUCGCCUUCUGGUUUAAAGAGGUUUCUUCCACCCUUGUCCUCAGCGCCCACUAUCCCGCAUGUUUGAGAUGUUUCAGCUUACAGCCGUCCUCCGCGACCUGAGGACGGCUGUAAGCUGAAACGCGUCCGAUUCUCUGCUGCUGUGCAGUGAUUUAACCAUGCAUUAAAAGUUUUGUACUUACAGUGAGUGCUGUCGGAUUUUGAUUUUUUGAUAUAUUAAGUGUGCCAUAAAGGGAUAAACAAUUUUCCCUACAUCUUCGGGCACCACUAGAAAAUUGUGAAAAUCAUAUGACCAUUAUGUGUGUGUUUUGGACACAGCACUGGUUUAUAUCAGACUAGAGAGCAGGAUGUAGCAUCUUGUUGAUACAGCAGAGCUACUGUAUAUGCCCCCCAUGUGGUCAGAAGUGGUAUUGUUACAUAGAGCGGUUUUAGUCAUUAUUCUUCAGUUCAAUUAUAUAAAAAGGUACUACUUGCUAGCUGUUUUUGUUACCGUGUGUUCAAACAGAAGCGUUGGUGGUUGUGACAUGUCUUUGUCAAACCAUAAACCAAUCAAAUUUCUUCAUGUUCGCUAGACAAAUAAGCCACACUUUGAAGAUGUUCUGGCUCCAUGUACAAUUUCAGUGACCAGCACUAGCUGCAGAGCCACAAUUUGAUUGACAGAUGCUCGCUUUGAAGCAGCACAAGUUGAAACUCUUGGUUGAAGCUAUGCAUGGAACCCAUAAUUUAGUUCAGCAACGCUUGACAUCACUCCUUUCAAAGCGAAUGAAGGGUGACACUCAGGAUGCUUUCAUUGUCAUUAGUCAACACUAACUUUCAGAGUUGGAUGUUUCCAAACUCUUUCCCACAGUUGGAAUUUCCACACAAAACAACAUGAUUUUCUUGCGUAUCAAUGAGCACUGGAGUAGACUGCUUCUGUUGGAAUUCCUGUUUGGUGUGUAUAAAUCUGAA
Messenger RNA from Cololabis saira (Pacific saury), 3531 nucleotides. RefSeq names its product mucolipin-3-like. Gene Ontology annotation, cellular component: lysosomal membrane; plasma membrane. The record is from RefSeq and is a predicted model, not a curated record. Gene Ontology annotation, molecular function: NAADP-sensitive calcium-release channel activity. Lineage: Eukaryota; Metazoa; Chordata; Actinopteri; Beloniformes; Belonidae. Bases 157 to 1815 code for a protein of 552 amino acids. The transcript is spliced from 13 exons.